AUGGCUAUUGGAAAAGUCGUACAUGUUGCCUUUGAUUUGACGCUUGCAGCAGGUUUUCUAGCUGCAAUUAAGAAGAACACAGGAAUUACUCCUGAUAUCUCUGUGAUAGGACAGCCUGAUGUGGAAUACUAUGCAUACAAAUAUCUUGAUUAUGGUGACUACGUAUAUGACAAGAGCGUAGACUUCAUGAGAAAAUCCCAAUUUUUCGUUAAGAACCUGUUUUAA
Messenger RNA from Pichia kudriavzevii, 225 nucleotides. RefSeq lists its product as uncharacterized. The coding region runs from base 1 to 225 and encodes 74 amino acids. The transcript is spliced from 2 exons. The record is from RefSeq and is a predicted model, not a curated record. Gene Ontology annotation, cellular component: cytoplasm. NCBI's taxonomy places the organism in Eukaryota, Fungi, Ascomycota, Pichiomycetes, Pichiales, Pichiaceae.